This is a messenger RNA of Solanum dulcamara, 4245 nucleotides long. RefSeq names its product LRR receptor-like serine/threonine-protein kinase GSO2. Lineage: Eukaryota; Viridiplantae; Streptophyta; Magnoliopsida; Solanales; Solanaceae. Gene Ontology annotation, molecular function: receptor serine/threonine kinase binding. The record is from RefSeq and is a predicted model, not a curated record. The coding region runs from base 108 to 2951 and encodes 947 amino acids. The transcript has a single exon.
UAUCAUCAUGGCAAGGCGAAAAUUGUUGCAAUUGGAAAGGAAUUAAAUGCUCGAGUUCAGGUCGUGUGGUAGUUGUCAACCUCCGGAAUCCUAAUCCGAUUGAAGUCAUGAUCAAUAUCAAUAAGGAAGUUGUUUCAAAUUCUAACAACACGUCCGAUUUUUCUCUUAUAGGUACUAUAUCUCCAUUGCUCUUCAAUCUUGACCAUAUGCAACAUCUCGACCUGAGUUUCAACAACUUCAUGUACUCAAAGUUACCGGUUGAGAUAUCGAACUUAACUAAGUUGACUUAUCUCAAUCUGUCAAAUGCCAUGUUUCAAGAUUCCAUAGCCACACAAUUCACAAACCUUACAUCUCUAAGGUCUCUCGAUCUUUCGUGUGCUAAUUUAGUACCCGAUUUUUCUUCUGUUUCUGUUAGCUUGACAUUUCCACUGAAGUUGGAUUUUGGAUCAUUGUUUUCUUUUAUAAGCUAUGGUUAUUUGUCUAGUCCAAAUCUAAGGUGGUUACAAGGGCUGCGACGUCUCAGAUAUCUAGUAUUGACUGGUGUUGACCUAUCAAAGGCGUCCGAAUCAUUUCAUUGGGCUAAACCAAUAUCAAACCUUUCAAAUCUCAUGUCACUUCAUUUGUCCAACUGCAACAUUUCAGGAAGAAUUCCGAUAGGGAAAUUAGUUAACCUUACUAAUCUUGCUACUCUAGAUAUGAGUUCUAAUGUUCUAACAUCAUCGAUACCUGAUCUGCUAUCGAACCUCACAACCCUCUCGGUAUUAGAUUUUAGUAGCAACAAUUUAGAUGGUCAUAUGCCUUACCUUCCUCAACUCGAAGAACUUUCUGUUUCUGGCAAUCCUGCUAUGACCAUAGAUCUUGUUUCAAUGUUUUCUGCCCCGUUGUCAAAGUUGACAUUUCUUGACAUAAGCUUCGUUCGUGUAGGUGGAAUGAUUCCUCCUUCUUUAAGCAACUUAACUUCAUUAACCUUUUUCCGAGCUGAUGGAUGCUCGAUCCAAGGGUCCAUACCACCUUCUUUAACAAAACUUAAGAGAUUAAGUGUACUGAUGCUGAACGACAAUGAUAUCACAGGCCAACUUCCUGUAUCCAUGUCCAGUUUAGUUAGCCUUCAAUACUUAUCUCUAUUUCAGAACGGAUUAGGAGGUCACAUUCCCAUUUCGAUCUGUCAAAUCCCCUCCCUCGAGUACCUAAAUUUAGAAUGGAAUGAUCUAACAGGACGUCUUCCGUUGUGCAUACUUCAGCUUCCUAAGCUUUCAUCUCUUUAUAUUCAGAGGAAUAGACUGAAUGGUAAUAUGCCAUUGUCUUUGUUCCGAAAGUCUAGAUUGGAUGAAAUUAGUUUAGGAACUAGUGGAUUGUCAUUGGAAAUCGAUGAUCAAGAUCAACCCUUUGUGCAAACGUUGCAGCCCAAGAUUUUGGAUUUCACAUCUUGCAACAUGAGAGGAGAAAUCCCGGAUUUCUUUUCAAAUUUUACGAGCCUCGUGGUUUUGAAUUUGGCUAACAACAGUCUAUCGGGUGCCAUACCACACUGGUUGUUCAAUCUCCCUGCCCUCUCUAUACUAUCUUUGCCUAUGAAUAACUUCAAGGGAUUUAUACCUCCAAUGAUUCAGCUGAAAUCUUCUCUUUUCCCAACAAUAGUAAAUUUAGCCAGAAACAAACUUCAAGGCCCUCUCCCUACUCACCUCGAGAAUGUUGACGUCAUUGAUUUAUCACUUAACAAUUUUGUAGGCUCAAUUCCAUCACGGAUAGGAGAAUUUCCCGGUAUCAGGUCCAUAUCUUUAUCCGGAAACACAAUUCAUGGUCCAAUACCUGAAUCAUUUUGCCAAGUGACUAACGUUCUUCAGGUUCUUGAUCUCUCUAAUAAUAGCCUGUCAGGCACCAUUCGACGUAAUUUGGGAAACUGCAAGUCUCUCAUUUACCUUAAUCUUGGACAAAACAAGCUCACUGGAAGUGUUCCAAAAGAACUUGAACGCGUUACAAGCCUUCGUUACCUUGACCUGAACGGGAAUCAGUUCAAAGGAUCUUUUCCAAAAGUGAUUGAACAGUUUCAAGAUUUGGAGAUUCUGAACUUGGCAGGAAAUAAAUUUGAAGGACGGAUACCAAAGUUCAUCGGUGAGCUACACAGCCUCCGUAUACUCGUUCUUGCAUCGAAUACUUUCAAUGAAUCUAUCCCGGAAGGGCUAAUGAAGUUGGAAAAUCUACAAUAUAUCGGUUUGUCCAGGAACAAUCUGUCCGGUCCCAUUCCUGAGAAUCUCGAUGGCUUGAAAAUGAUGACAAAAAGACAAAGAGAGGCAACAAUCUUAGGUUAUGUUUACUCACUCAAGUUCACUGGUGCUCAGCUAGAAAUAGUCACCAAAGGACAGACACAUUGGCUUGAGUCAGUGUAUUCCUACAACACUGGAUUCGACAUCUCGAGCAAUGCUCUUACUGGUAAAAUCCCUGAAAAAAUUGGCCUUUUAAUUGGAAUCCCAUUCCUGAAUCUCUCACAUAACAAUCUUUUUGGACUGAUCCCAAAGACUAUCGGCGAGAUGAUUUCACUCGAAUCGUUGGAUCUCAGCUAUAACCAUUUCACAGGUGAAAUUCCAGAGACAUUGACAUUGUUAGAUUUUCUCCAAUAUCUUAACAUGUCUUAUAACAAUUUGAGUGGAAACAUUCCAAGAAAUCCACAUUUUGACACAUUAUAUCAAGAUGGAACAACAUAUAUUGGGAACAAAUACUUGUGUGGUGUUCCUGGUGGUAUGAAUUGCAGUUACCAUGGACCUUCUAUUACUGAAAAGAUAGAAGACAUAUUUGAUCAAGAAGAUGUCCUGUUUGUUUUAGUUAUAUUUUUUGGCUAUGUAACAGGAAUUUCUGGAUUGUUUUUGUUCUUAUAUUUGAUGAAGGACAAUUGGAGGAACAAGUACUGGAGGACAAUAGACAAAAUUGUGUUAAAAAUAGUAAAGAGUGUACCAUGAACAAAAGUUGUAAAGGAUGCUCUUUUCUCUGUAAUGUAUGAAGUGGUUGAUUGUUUUUUUUGGUUUCCCUGGUGUCCGGUAUUUAUAUUGGGGUCCGACUAAAUCUGUACUCACGUCGGAGAAGUCUCCCAUUGGGGUAAAGCAAGAUAUCUGAUUAGGAUGAAGAAGUACUUACUGCUCUACAACAACCCUCAUUGGUAGAAGUGGUUUGAUAUACAUACUAGUUAUGCGGAGAUUAUAGUGUAGGUAUUAUUUAUACAGUAAUCAAUAAUGAAAGGAUUAUUAUGAAGAGGUUAAUAAUGAAGAGAUUGUUAUACAUGAAUAUUACAUUUAAAAGGGCAUUUUGAUAGAUUAAUCCCCGCAUCACUAAUACAUGUAUUCUUAUUCCACAUUUUAUUUUGCAUAAAACAAUACAAAGAUUCUCACAUUAAUUUAACGUGUAUUAUUUAAUACCCCAAAUCAAAUGAUGCAUUAGUUAUGCAACCAAUAUUUCUAUUUCUUAUGCAGACAACCAAACACUGUAUUAUCUUAUGCGAGAUUUUAUGCUGAGACUAAUUGUUCCAAUAUAACAACCAAACGACCCCUAUAUGUAUAUCACUCUUUUUAUUCUAACUACUGUUCAAGUGCUUAACAUUCUCUCAUUUUGUAGAUUUACUAGAUAAUAUAAUUUGUAUUACGAGGAUUCAUCAUAUAUUGAUUAAUUUAGGGAUAAUUUCACACAUAAACACUCAAUUUUUACUUUAUUACACCAAAAUUACUAAACUAUUUUUUGUAACAAAAAAUUCAUUCGACUUAUUUAUCUCGAAAGUCACUCAACUUUGGCAGACUUGGACAAUAAUGGAAUCAAAGUUGAUUUUGCCUUGUAUAUGUGGGAGCAAGUAUGUGCUUGGGGGAAAUUGUUGUCUAGAUAUAAUGCUUGUGUUUUCAGACAAUUUUUCCGUGAUAUGCUUUGAUACUAUUAUUGAUAGCAUGUAUAUGAUUUUAAGUUCAUGAUGAUGCAUGGUAAUAAGUGUUUUUAAUACAUUAAGCAUGACCAUGUAAUUGCACUUCAUAAUGCCUACUUUGGUGAUGCGAUGGUCCGUGGGUUAGUCUGGCCUGAGGGUAAAACGUUAUCUUAGAGUUCAAUGCACUAUGAGAUUAAGACCUCGGGUUUGACUCCCAGUGUACUAUGAUGAUAAGUUGUAAAGCUCGAGUCAUCUCACUAUGAGGAUAUAUAAGACGUUGUAUUCAAGUCCCAAUGCACCAUGACGAUAUGAUGAUGAUGUGAGAAACAGUGAGAGAUCCAGCAUCUUGU